Hemiscyllium ocellatum (epaulette shark) is the source of this 2642-nucleotide messenger RNA. Its product is annotated as protein kinase C delta type-like. The transcript has 18 exons. Gene Ontology annotation, molecular function: diacylglycerol-dependent serine/threonine kinase activity; ATP binding. NCBI's taxonomy places the organism in Eukaryota, Metazoa, Chordata, Chondrichthyes, Orectolobiformes, Hemiscylliidae. The record is from RefSeq and is a predicted model, not a curated record. Gene Ontology annotation, biological process: protein phosphorylation. The coding region runs from base 163 to 2247 and encodes 694 amino acids.
AGGCGGAGCCGGCCCGAGACCGACCGAGUGUCCCGUGUGUGACCGGCCCAGAGUGAGCCUUCCCCCGGCUCCCGGACCCCCAUCGGACCGCACCCGAGAGACUGCAGCUGCUCCGACAGCGGAGUCGCGCCCAGCGCCGGGAGAUUCUCCUCCAUUUGAGUCAUGGCUCCAUUUCUUCGCCUCUCGUUUAAUUCCUAUGAGGUGGGUUCCAUGGUGAAUUCAGCAGACCCUCUUCCACCGUUCGUUGCUGUAAAGGUGAAGGAAGCCUUGACAACAGAACGUGGGAAGACGCUGGUUCAGAAGAAGCCGACGAUGUAUCCUGACUGGCAAUCUUCCUUUGAUGCUCAUAUUUACGAGGGACGUGUGAUCCAGAUUGUGCUGAUGAAGAGUGCAGAGGAACCCCUGUCUGAGAUCACUGUUGGGGUUUCAGUCCUUGCAGAACGUUGUAAGAAAGGCAGUGGCAAGGCUGAGUUCUGGUUGGACUUGCAGCCACAAGGGAAGGUACUAAUGGCAGUACAGCUGUUCCUGGAGGAUUCAGAUUGUCAUCAGUCUGUGAGGGAGGAGGAUGGGGCAGUGACUCUGAACCGGCGCCGAGGAGCAAUCAAACAGGCAAAAAUCCACUACAUCAAGAACCAUGAGUUCACUGCUACCUUCUUCCGGCAGCCUACCUUCUGCUCGGUGUGUCGGGAUUUUGUCUGGGGCCUGAACAAACAGGGCUACCAGUGUCGACAAUGUAAUGCUGCAAUCCACAAGAAAUGUAUCGAUAAAAUCAUUGGUCGUUGUACAGGCACAGCCACCAACAGCAGGGACACUGUGUUCCAGAAGGAGCGUUUCAACAUUGAUGUUCCACACAGGUUUAAAGUGAAUAACUACAUGAGCCCGACAUUCUGUGAUCACUGUGGGAGCUUGUUAUGGGGGCUGGUCAAACAAGGACUCAAAUGUGAAGAAUGUCUGAUGAAUGUGCACCACAAAUGUCAAUCCAAAGUUGCCAAUCUUUGUGGGAUCAACCAGAAACUCAUGGCUGAGGCACUGAACCAGAUUAGCCUGAAAUCAUCUACUCGGAGAUCUGAUAGUGGUCUGCCCGACAAUUCAAAUAUUGGAAUUUAUCAGCCUUUCAACAACACUGGUGGAGUUGGAACUCCAAACAUGGACAGCACAGACAGCCACCAAUAUGGCAAGUUGUGGGAAGACAGUUCACCGAAACCACCGCAGCGAGGACCCAGCCUUCGUCCCAAUUCCAUGAGGAAACUGACCAUUGAGAACUUCACUCUCCACAAAGUGCUGGGAAAAGGAAGCUUCGGGAAAGUGUUACUCGCAGAGUUGAAGGGAAAGGGUGAGUUCUUUGCUGUGAAAGCACUGAAGAAGGACGUAGUCCUAAUGGAUGAUGAUGUGGAAUGCACGAUGGUGGAGAAACGGGUUCUGGCUCUGGCCUGGGACAACCCAUUCCUCACCCACCUGUACUCAACCUUUCAGACCAAGGAGCAUCUAUUCUUUGUCAUGGAAUAUUUGAAUGGUGGUGACCUGAUGUUCCACAUUCAGGAAAAAGGACGUUUCGAUCUGUACCGUGCGAUGUUUUAUGGAGCUGAGAUAAUCUGCGGAUUGCAAUUCCUGCACUCAAAGGGGAUUAUUUAUCGGGAUCUCAAACUGGACAAUGUGAUGUUAGACAAGGAUGGACAUAUCAAAAUCGCUGACUUUGGGAUGUGCAAGGAGAAUGUGUUUGGAGAGAACAGAGCUACCACUUUCUGUGGAACGCCAGAUUAUAUUGCACCAGAGAUCUUACUGGGCCAGAAGUAUACUUUCUCGGUUGAUUGGUGGUCGUUUGGGGUGCUUCUAUAUGAGAUGCUGAUUGGUCAGUCACCGUUCCAUGGUGAUGAUGAGGAUGAGCUGUUUGAGUCAAUCCGGGUGGACACUCCUCACUAUCCUCGUUGGAUCACAAGGGAAUCCAAGGACAUCCUGGAAAAGCUCUUUGAAAGAGAUCCAACAAAGAGACUUGGCAUUGUAGGAAACAUCAAACUACAUAACUUUUUCAAAACAGUGAACUGGACAGCAUUGGAGAAAAGGGCAAUUGAUCCUCCAUUCAAACCCAAAGUGAAAUCUCCUGGUGACUACAGCAACUUUGACAGAGAGUUUCUGAGUGAGAAGCCACGCCUGUCUCAGGGUGACAAGAAUUUGAUUGACUCCAUGGAUCAGUCUGCGUUCCAUGGAUUUUCCUUCAUUAACCCCAACAUGGAGCAUCUGAUCAAAUAAUUGAGAAACGACGAGCCCUCCAAUCACUCUCCUGCAUUUCAUCUGAUUUGAUUGGACGCCAGGGAUGGGAGUUGGGACUUUGUGUUUUGGUUUUUAUUUAAUCCACCUGUUCCUGUUGUGGCUAUGAGUGAUUCUGAGGUUGCCCAAUCUUUGGGUGUUAGAGUGGCCAUCCCUGGCUCCACCUUCAGCCAGUGGGGUGGGGGUGGUGUCUGGGCAUGGUCUCUGGUUGCCAGGCGACAUGCAGUUGAGUUUAUUGUAAAGCUUUUCUGAGAAUAGUGAAGCAAAGAAUGGUCAUCAGUGUUUUUAAACUCAUCUUCAUAUUAUUAUCUCUGAUUAAAGUGUACAUUACUGUAAAUGUCACCUUCAAAUUAUACUUUCUUUUCAUCAGCUCUGAA